UUGACACGUAAUGGCGACAAAACACUUCCGGCCCCUGCUUUUCGGGCCCGUUCAUUUAUUAACUAUCAACUUCCGGUUGAUCCUUCUUUUCAGCAACGGCUACAAAUUCGCCAACAUGCCACUCGCAAAGGACCUGUUGCACCCAACCUCAGAGGAGGAGAAGAGGAGUCACAAGAAGAAGCGUCUUGUACAGAGCCCUAACUCGUAUUUUAUGGAUGUCAAAUGUCCAGGAUGCUAUAAGAUCACAACAGUGUUCAGUCACGCCCAGACGGUCGUCCUGUGCGUCGGAUGCUCUACAGUCCUGUGUCAACCUACAGGGGGUAAAGCACGCCUCACAGAAGGAUGCUCAUUCAGGAGGAAACAGCACUAGACUCUCAGCAUUGGAGCUUGUUGGACCGAGAAACGGGAUUGACCCCACAGUGACCCUGCUCAGGAAGUGACAACGCGAGAGGAAAAGUGGAGAUGAAACUGAAGAGGAAAGAUGGUGUUGAGCUCUGCUUUGUGUAUGUAGAGAGAGAACGUCCCCUGGCAUGAUGACAUCACUGUAACACCACUCCAUCGGUCUCUCUCACUUCUUAAUAAAGUUUAGUUUUUUCGUUUAAAGAA
This is a messenger RNA of Oncorhynchus masou masou (cherry salmon), 606 nucleotides long. RefSeq names its product small ribosomal subunit protein eS27-like. Gene Ontology annotation, biological process: translation; ribosomal small subunit assembly. The transcript is spliced from 4 exons. The record is from RefSeq and is a predicted model, not a curated record. The coding region runs from base 11 to 370 and encodes 119 amino acids. Lineage: Eukaryota; Metazoa; Chordata; Actinopteri; Salmoniformes; Salmonidae. Gene Ontology annotation, molecular function: structural constituent of ribosome; RNA binding. Gene Ontology annotation, cellular component: cytosolic small ribosomal subunit; ribosome.